Molecule: messenger RNA, 1416 nt
Organism: Microthlaspi erraticum
Lineage: Eukaryota; Viridiplantae; Streptophyta; Magnoliopsida; Brassicales; Brassicaceae
Source: the annotation of a GenBank genome assembly
AUGACAGCUCAAAGGCUGGAAGCGGUAGGGGUAAAGAAUGCAAACAACGGAAAUGAGUGGGAUGAUGGAUUUGACCAUGAUGAUGUGACAAAGAUAUAUGUGGAAGGUGGUCUUCGAGGGAUACAGUGCAUCAAGUUUGAUUAUGUCAAGACUGAAAAACCGACAAGAUCAUCUCAUGGUUGCUCGAGGCAAGGUUUCACGCAGAUGUUGGAGAUUGACCAUCUACAAAAUGAACAUCUUGAAUCUGUUGAGGGUUACAACUCUUCCUAUGGUGUUCAAGCACUUCAGUUCAGAACCAACUUGAGGGUCUCUGAGAUGAUGGGAUAUGAAGAUGGUGAAAAGUUUAAACUAGCAGUCGAUGGGAAAAAAAUCAUUGGGUUCCACGGAUCUGCUAGGAUGAACGUAGACGCUCUUGGAGCAUAUUUCACAGAAAUUCUUCCUACGAGAAUGGAGCCGAAAGGGGGCAAAGGAGGCGAUGAGUGGAAUGAUGGAGCUGAGUCAGCUGACCAUGAGGGUGUAACAAAGGUUCAUGUACGAUGUGGUUAUGAAGGCGUACAAAAUAUCAGAUUCGAUUAUGUUAACAAGGAUGGACAUACGCAUGAAGGGAACCGCCAUGGUUCUGCCCCGGAUCCAGGUUUCGACCUAGAGCCGUUUGAGAUUAACCAUCUCGGCAAGGAAUAUCUUUUAUCUGUGGAUGGUUACUACGACGAGACUUCCGGUUUGAUUCAAACACUUCAAUUCAAAACAAACUUGAAGAUUUCAAAAAUGAUGGGAAACGGGAAUCGAGGUACUAAGUUUUCGCUCGGUUGCAACGGUUUGAGGAUCAUAUGGUUUCAUGGAUAUGCUAAGGAGCAACUAAAUUCGCUCGGAGCUUAUUUAACAACGCUUCCACUUACAAAACUGGAGCAUAUAGGUAACCCUAAUAGUGGUGGACAUUGGGAUGAUGGUACUUUCCAAGGAGUAAGGAAGGUGUCCGUUCAUUAUGAUGACUAUAUAAAGUCUAUUAGCUUCGAGUACGAGAACGAAGGCAAAGUAGAAACCCGUGAUCACGGGUUGAAGGCUGAACCCAUUGGAAAAGACGCAGAGUUUGUAGUGGACUAUCCAAAUGAGUAUGUCACGUCUAUAGAGGGGAAAUUCUCAGAGAACAGUGGUUACACGUUUAUUAAAUCGUUGACUAUCAAAACAUCAAAAGAGAGGACCUCUCCGACAUUGGGAAAUGCGGUUGGGGACAAUCUUGUUGAUUUCGUGCUGGAGAGCAAAGGUUGUGCUCUUGUUGGGUUCUAUGGAUGGUGUAAUUAUGGUAGUCGUGUAUAUUCUCUUGGUGCGUAUUCUUAUCCGAUGCCUUUUGUUCAAGAUCCGGCAAAACUAAAAGCACAAGACGAUGAUGAAGGAGCUUCCUCGGACAAUGGUGGUUGA